Molecule: messenger RNA, 1333 nt
Organism: Nelumbo nucifera (sacred lotus)
Lineage: Eukaryota; Viridiplantae; Streptophyta; Magnoliopsida; Proteales; Nelumbonaceae
Source: RefSeq, a predicted model, not a curated record
AAGAAGCCGUGCCGUUACCUCCGUGCAUUUGAAGUAUCUCGCCGUGCAUAAUAUUACGUAAGAGGAUGAGAUAUUCUCCAUUUAUGGCUGUAAUGUYACGUAGUAGCCGUGGGCAUUGAUACCCCCUCAUAUCUACGCUUCUAUCGCGGGCCCCACGACACGAUAGCACUGCGCCAUUGACAGAUACUCAACUGGUAAAUUUCGAAUAAGCUUUUGGAAUUUGGAUCUGCUAAAGCAUCUUCCAUUCUCGAUUCCCGGCAUUUCCAUCAUAUCCCGCUCCACCCUGAACAGAUCUAAUGGUCCUCAUCUUCUUGCAGCAGCCCUUCUUUACCCUCAUAAUGUAGACGAGGUCCCAGCUGGUUCUUGAUAUAGUCAUAGUGUUGGUGUCACAGAGAGAGAGAGAGAGAGAGAGAGAGAAGGGAGAGGGAUUUCGUCUGCAGCCAUGGACGUCUUGGGUUCUCCCUUGGAAGCAAUCGUCUUCAACUAUCUGAAUCUGGGUUUACUAGCGGUCGCUAACAGCCUCUGGACCUGGGUCGCCAUCUUAACGGCUGCUUUUAGUGUCUGGAGAAUCAGAGCCGUCGGUUUCUACCCUCGCCGGCCAAAAUCAGACUUAUAUUCUUCCUUCAACGAUCGAAUUACGUACGAGUCUCAUGCUUUGUUUGAGUUAACGCCAUCUGAGUCAUCGGAGAAGCCAUCUCAAUCGUCGUCGGAGUCGGACAAACCAUCAGGAGCUUGCAGAGUAAUGUGUCCUUCUAGCUCUUGUUCUUCUUCGGUUUGGACCGUUGAAGAUGAAGGUAGGACAAAAGGAGGUAAGUAUACCGUGCAUUAUUAUUAUGAAGAGGUUCACGACAACGGCGAGUCAACGCCAAGGGAGAUCUCGGACGACGAGGUUGCAGUUGCUGAAGGCGCCGACGGCGGUUGCUGGGAUGGAGGAGACAUUGGCGAGGGAUGUAGUAGUUUUGGUGGAAUAUUCAUCAGCAGAUGGGGAAGAGGGGAUUUGGGUUGGUAUCGUUACCAGGAUCCAACGGUGCUUAACGGCAGCAUCGUUAGAUUAUGGGACGAUCACGGAUCAUCACACUAUUAAACGGAGAAAACCGCCGCCGUCAGCGUGGUAGAGGGCAAGGGGCAUUUUGGGACUUAUGUAAGAGUAAAUGGUAAAUGUAUAUAGAGUCAAGUGUAUUUGACUAUUUGUGGUUUGAAUACACUUUUUUUUUUGGGUGGGGGGGCUCAGAUUCUCUCUUUCUCUCUCAAAUGAGUCCGGAUCUCCUCUCAAAUCUCAAUCAAGUUGCUCAUCCUCAGUUCCUCUACUUACAGAAGGAUAUUGAUGAGUGCU